AUGUGCACUCCUGUUGAAUUUACUGUUACCACAAAAGAUCGCCCAUUAAUGAUAAUAGAUGGUUACUGUUAUAUACAAGAUCGUCGAACCGACGACAAAACCUAUUGGCGUUGUGAAAAUCAUAAAACUUUUAAUUGCCAUUAUCGGAUACACACAUGUAAUUCUACUAUUACUUCAACACAUGUGAAAAUAUUGAAACAAAAUGGUAAUCAUACAACAAGCUGUAGUCGUGAUCAAAUUAAAAUAUCACUUAGAAAAUUUCGUGAAAAUAUUGUCGAUCGCACAUAUAAUACUCAAGAAUCAACAGAUAGAGUUUUGUCACAUUGUGUAUCACAAUUAUCUGAUGCAGCACGUAUACGAUUACCACCAUUAGAUCAUGUUAAACGAACAAUUCAAAAACAACGAAAAAAAAAUGACUUACCACAAGUACCAAAUGAUGUUAAUUUUCUUAAUAUUCCUACGGUUUUACAAAUAACAAAACGAAACGACAUUUUUUUACGCAUUGAUACAGAACCAGAAUUUGCACCAGCAUGGAACCCACAAAAUCUAAUGAUAGAUUUCGAAAAGGCAGUUAUGAAUGUUUUUUCAACUAGUUUUCCACAAGCGUCUUUAUCUGGAUGUUAUUUCCAUUUACGACAAAGUAUACAUCGACAAUUGCAGGCUCAAGGCUUGCAAAAGCAAUAUGAAGAUGAUAUUGAUUUUGCCCAUGGUAUUCAUAAGAUUGCAGCAUUAGCUUUUAUUCAUCCAGAUGAAGUUACUGAUGCAUUUACACAACUUAGUACUCAUCUCGGUGAUACAUUUCAAAGCAUGUUAGAUUAUUUCGAGGACAACUAUAUCGGCAGAAUUCGUGCUAAUGGCUCACGUACACGACCAUUAUUUGCUGCUGAAUUUUGGAACGUUCAUGAACGAACGAAAAAUCUACAAAUGAGAACAAACAAUUCAGCAGAGGCGUGGAAUAGACGCAUCAAAUGUGUUUUUCAAUGUUCACAUCCAACUUUAUGGAAGUUUAUCGAUAAAUUAAUAUUAGAAGAAGAUUCACACAUUCAUACGAAGAUCUGUCGAGUUAAUGCUGGUGAACCAAUUGCUAAAAAGAAAAAAUACCAAUACCUCGAUAAACGUUUGCACAAUCUAGUUACAAAUCCUUAUCAAGAUAUUAUCAAUCAAAUUACUGCUCUAGCUCACAAUAUUGUUCUUUAG
This is a messenger RNA of Rotaria sordida, 1197 nucleotides long. The record is from the annotation of a GenBank genome assembly. Lineage: Eukaryota; Metazoa; Rotifera; Eurotatoria; Philodinida; Philodinidae.